UAAUGAAAGCGAGGGACGUGUUAAUCACCACUCUCCUAUCUCCAUCUCUCCAUCUUUCUGUAGAAACUUCAAAUCAAAUCUUCAUCCAUUCCUAAUCAAAGAAAAAUGGCAGAUAAAGUAUCAACGUUGGUGUUGAAGGUUGAUCUUGACUGCGAUCCCUGCUACAAGAAGAUCAGAAAAGCUCUCUGCCAAUUCCGUGAAAUCCAGAGCCAGAGUUUUGACGAGAAGCAAAAGAAGGUGACCAUAUCUGGUCCGUUCGAUCCGGAGAAGCUCAUCAAGAAGCUCUAUUGCAAGGUCGGAUGCAAAAUCAUCAUUUGCUACGAGGUCGUGCCACCUCCACCUCCACCUCCACCUCCCGAACCCAAGCCACUGGUUACUGGCAUGGUUCUUAGAGGCAUUUUUCUGUUACGGAAGAAGGAACUUGAUUGGUUUUAUGAGGGUGGUGCAGCUGCUAUUUUCCCAUAUGGUAAUUACUAA
Messenger RNA from Magnolia sinica, 477 nucleotides. Its product is annotated as protein PYRICULARIA ORYZAE RESISTANCE 21-like. Gene Ontology annotation, biological process: regulation of defense response to fungus. The transcript has 5 exons. Gene Ontology annotation, molecular function: metal ion binding. The record is from RefSeq and is a predicted model, not a curated record. NCBI's taxonomy places the organism in Eukaryota, Viridiplantae, Streptophyta, Magnoliopsida, Magnoliales, Magnoliaceae. Bases 106 to 477 code for a protein of 123 amino acids.